AUGAAGUUACACGAGCAGAAGUUCGAACUCCUAAACCACCUACACAAUAAGAGGAACUUAUCAAGUGAACUUCCCUUCUACGUAGAAAGUCUCCUCUACAAGGUUUCUAGUGACGUCACUCUUUAUCCCGUAGAAAACGUUAGAGACCUUGGUGUAAAAGUGUCAAGCGAUCUGAGCUGGUCUAAACACGUCGGGGAUAUGGUCACCAAAGCUAGAAGUAAACUGUCUUGGGUGUUCAGUGUGUUUAAGACACGGGAUAAAGUGGUUAUGAUGACCCUCUACAAGUCUCUAGUCAGAAGCUUAUUGGAGUACUGUUGUCCGCUGUGGGACCCAGUCAAGACGACAGAGAUUCAGCUUUUGGAGGGGGUCCAGCGUACCUUUACAAGCCGCAUUGGUGGUCUAUACAGCUUAAACUACUGGGAGAGGCUAGCUCAUUUGAAGUUAAUGUCCCUGCAACGGAGAAGGGAGAGAUACAUCAUCUUGAUGAUGUGGAAAACGUACCAUAACGUUGUUCCAAAUAGCUGUAGCAUCGAGUUUGUGGAAACAUCCAGAUAUGGCACUAAAGCAGUUGUUCCUUCUCUAUCAAAGUCGAGUUCGAUGAGAAACCAGACACUGUACGAUAGCUCGUUCGCAGUAAAAGGAUCCAAACUGUGGAAUAAGGUGCCGAGUGAAGUGAAAGCCGAGAAAACGUUUGCCAGCUUCAAAAGCUACUGCUCUGAAGGUCAGCCGCAGCUUGAUUUCCUGCCCACCGCUUGGUAUUGGGGAACGUCUUGGCUUUUCAUCUUCAACUGCUCCUGUAAUCAAUCCACCGUGGACCAUGAAAUAGUGGCACAGUUUACUCACUUCUAG
Messenger RNA from Bolinopsis microptera, 849 nucleotides. RefSeq lists its product as uncharacterized. The record is from RefSeq and is a predicted model, not a curated record. NCBI's taxonomy places the organism in Eukaryota, Metazoa, Ctenophora, Tentaculata, Lobata, Bolinopsidae. The coding region runs from base 1 to 849 and encodes 282 amino acids. The transcript has 2 exons.